This is a messenger RNA of Harpia harpyja (harpy eagle), 10941 nucleotides long. It is a transcript of the gene PURG, whose product is annotated as purine rich element binding protein G. Gene Ontology annotation, cellular component: nucleus. Gene Ontology annotation, molecular function: RNA polymerase II transcription regulatory region sequence-specific DNA binding; DNA-binding transcription factor activity, RNA polymerase II-specific; purine-rich negative regulatory element binding. The record is from RefSeq and is a predicted model, not a curated record. Gene Ontology annotation, biological process: regulation of transcription by RNA polymerase II. The transcript has 3 exons. NCBI's taxonomy places the organism in Eukaryota, Metazoa, Chordata, Aves, Accipitriformes, Accipitridae. The coding region runs from base 92 to 1000 and encodes 302 amino acids.
GGCGGCGGCGGCGGGGCCGCCGGCUGCGGGCGGUGGCGGCGGCGGCUGAAGGGCAACGGCGGCGAUGGGCGCUGUGGGCUGAUUGGUAAAGAUGGAAAGAGGGAGAGGAGGAGGAGGAGGAGGAGGAAGGAACCUGGGAGGCUCUGGCCUGCACAGGAGCAUUUAUUCCCAGUCCCAGCAGCAGUACCAUUACCCGGCCUCCUCCCAGGGGGGCUGCAUGGAGAUCCAGGAGCUGGCCUCCAAGAGGGUGGACAUCCAGAAAAAGCGAUUUUAUCUGGAUGUGAAACAGAGCUCCCGAGGCCGCUUCCUGAAGAUCGCCGAGGUCUGGAUAGGAAGAGGCAGGCAGGACAAUAUUAGGAAAAGCAAGCUGACCCUCUCCUUGUCCGUGGCCGCCGAGCUGAAGGACUGCUUGGGAGACUUCAUCGAGCACUACGCCCACCUGGGCCUGAAAGGCGGCCACGGUCACCGGCACGAGCACAGCAACGGCAAAGAGCAGCAUCCCCGGAGGCGGCAGCAGCACCCGCCGCCUUCGCCUCCGGUGUCUGUCGGCUCCGAAGAGCACCCUCACAGCGUCCUCAAAACGGAGUACAUCGAGAGGGACAACAGAAAGUAUUACCUGGACCUGAAGGAGAAUCAGCGAGGGCGCUUCUUGCGGAUUAGACAAACUAUGAGUAGGGGACCUGGCAUGAUGGGUUAUUUUGGCCACAGCUUGGGACAGGAGCAGACAAUCGUCCUUCCGGCGCAAGGGAUGAUUGAGUUCAGGGAUGCUUUGGUCCAGCUGAUCGAAGAAUACGGCGAGGGGGACAUAGAGGAUCGCCGGGGGGGAGGCGAUGAGCCCCCGGAGCUCCCCGAGGGCACCUCCUUCCGAGUGGACAACAAGCGCUUCUACUUCGACGUGGGAUCCAACAGGUACGGCAUUUUCCUGAAGACAACCCACAGCCUCACAAGGUUUCAACAGCAGCCCACGGUUUCUGAAAGCUUCUCGCCAUUUCCAAGAUGAUCCGAGAACGGGAAGGGACUGCAACUCCAAACCUGGCAAAGAUGCAGUCGCUUUUGCUGGCUAAUAAAGGAGAAGAUGUCACCCCCAAAGUAUUUCUGCAAGCCCCCCGAAAGAGGAACAGAAAGUUAGAGGAGCAAGCUCUUGCGACAUGAGCCGAGAGGUAAGAGUGAGGACUGAGCCACGGCUGGGACUUUGCAGGCUGUUUUGGAGAGCACAGUGGCUCUCUGGGGCGGACUGGUCUAUCACCUCCGUUGUUUGUCUCUGAACCUCCUCCUGAGAUGGGCUUUGAAGUGCCCCCCUGCAGAGAGAUGCAGCCUUCUCAGCCCCUCUGUGCCACAGGAGGAGAACGAGAAAGCACCAACUGGAGGAUCCUCUUUACUUCCUCACCUUCUCAGGCUCUCCAUGUAGUGAAGUUCAUCCUCCUCCUCCAUGCUGCAGCCCUUGUGCUGUUGCAAUAAGCCCUAGAGCUGCUCUCUCUGGUUGUUCAAAACCUAUGCCGAACUCUUCCUCUCGGCGAGGCUGAAGAUGCUGAGCAAAAGAGAACAAGCAAGAGGCUAAGACAUGGGUGUUUUUCACUUGCCUCAGCCAAAACACCAGCUUCCUCCAGACCUUCAAGCCUUCCAAGAACUUCCCACCUUUCUAGCCAAGCAUUUUGUUUUCUAGAAGAAGAAAAAUUGGUAGUUUUGUGCUAGCAAUAGCUGGAGUCCUCUUUUACUAGUGAAGGCAUUUUCUCCCUCUCCUUUGAAUUUUGUAUGAAUGCAGAAACUAAUGUGAAAUAAGAGUUGUAAUAUCGGGAAGGGGGAGAUCAGAACAGAGCGUUCCUCUGGAUAGGGUUUGAUGCAAUUUGAAGCUGCUUGUAGAAGAUUGGCUGGAAGGUAAAAUGAUUUGGGCUAAAAAAGCUGAUUCUGUUAAACUAUGUUAGUGAUUCUUUAGUAGAUGGUCCGAAAUAGCUUUGUCAUGACCUCUGACCUCUAGGAAAGAUAACCGUAUUUUUUAUCUUAGAUUGAAGGUGCAGUGCAUACUGGAAGAAACUUACAUUCUUUAGAAACCAUCUCAGGAUGGCAUUUACUGUCGAAAACAUUGCAUGGAAACUUAAAGAAAACAAACCAAAAAUUACACAUCUGAAUCAACACCAGGUGAGCGUUUGCAGAGCGUUGUCGCUGAGCUAGCCAGCCACGCUGAAUUCAGGUUAUGUACGAGUUGUAAUCCACCUUUCUGCUUUCAUGGUGACUCAAAAUUUCCGAUAAACGCCUGCGUACCGCAACAAGAGGCUGCGAUUAGACGAGCAAGGAGCUCCUGUAUUUGCAGCACCCUGCUUUGCACCUAGGCUCGAUCCAUUGACUGCAGAGGUGUCAUCCCCCCCCCCCCAGCGAAAGCGGUCCCCUCCGAUCUUCCCGCAUUGUGUCGGUGCUGCGGCGCCCGUGCAAGGUGGUAGAAGCUGAGGUGGGUGUUGAGUUGGCGGGGUGCAUUUCAAGGGCAGCACUUGGUCACCAGCUGUUGUCUAGGAUGCUGUGGCUUUUUGUACAGCAGAAAAAAAAAGAUUUCUGGUUGAAUUUCAAGUUUGGGGACUGUUUUCUGCCAAGCAGCCCCUCCCCCGCCGUUUCAACUGUAUGUUAUUCUCUUUUUCUUUCCACUGGUCCUGUUACGCACCACUCAACAGCUGCUGCAUUUAAUCCCAGAAGCUGUAGUUGGUAGCGAGCAAAGUGAUCUCCAUAUAACCUCUAUCUUACUCAUAAGUGUGCAUUAUGAAGCUUAACCGAUGGUAAUAAAAUGUUUUGCUUUCAACAUGCGGUCCCUGUAGUCCAAUGUUCCCGUCUUUAGGCACCGUCAUUACAGCAAGGCGAUUUAUUGGAGUUAUUCUGCUGCCCCCCAAGAAUGUGUCUCGUAAUGCUGGGUACAGGCAUCAUCGACGUCUAGCAACGCGUGUGGAUACGUAGCGAGGAGAGAUGGAGAACACCGAGCAGAGCCCUUUCUGCAGCAGCGAGUUGGUGGUACUGGUGGUGGCAUCCCCAGGUAGACACAGCAGCUGCGGUCAUGAGGUCCCUGUGAAUAAAUUUGUCACGUACACGUUGCUCCCCUUGACGUGUUUGCUCUUUGAUGAAGACCAUUUCUUGAUGGUCGAGGAAAAACUGCUGCAACGGGAGGACUUGCCGAGGCGCUUGGUGUCUUGCUUGGCUGUGACCCAAAGGUGCAGGUUCACGUCUCCAUGAGACAGUUGCGCAGUGCGAUCUUGUGUUAGAGCCUUUUCGGGCACUACGGUGGUAUGUGGGGGGACAGAAACAGGUUGCAUGCCUCCUACUUGGAGUCCUUUUCAUCCCUUUCACAACUGCUCUGCAGGUUCAUGGUUUUAUACAUUGUUUUUUUCUUUCCUGCAUACAAAAAAGGGCAUUUUUAUGUCAUCCUGCAUGAUGGAUAUUUUUGUGCGAGGGGGGAAAAGGUGCUUCUCGUCCACGUUUAAGUAAUUAUACAAAAUGCAGAAAGUCUGCAUUUGGAAUUUCAUUUUGGUUUACACAUUAUUGAUGCUUUUAUUGAAAGCAUCUUUUCACAUAUAAGUCGUGUAAAGGUCAUAUGAUUUUCCUUCUCUAAACCGAAAGCAUGAAUUUCAAAGCAGGGAUCUCCAAGCAUCAUUUCUGUGGUACGGUGGGUUGCAUUAGCCCUACAGCUGGUAUUUGUUGAACAGGAUGCCGUUUCCCAUACUUGAAGUUUAUAGAGUUUAGUUUCAAAGCGGAAUUUCCCAGGCAGAGGACCCCCAGAAUUGUAGCAGUACGUACCUAAAUAUAUAGCUUUUUCAAGCAACAAUAACACAGCCUUUUCCUGGAGAUUGCCAUUUUGUAAAUAAGCUUCUUCUUGAGCAGCGUGGCUAGGACUACAAAAGAUGGAUGAUUAUUUCUUCCCAGAAUCGGUCUUCCGCUGCAGGAUCUGUUUUUUGUUGCGAUAAUUAGCAUAGAAUUAAAAAUGGCCCCGCAUCUUCAGUUCGCAUUAUGCCUCCGAUACCAAGCGAUCUGGGAUCACAUUUUACUUGGCAAUAGGCUUUGUCUGGGAAUCACUUCAUUCACCGCUGAAAAUCAGCAUUUAAUUGUGGUGCACAGAUAUCUGUAGGCUUCGACGCAGCAAAAGCCUCCGCCUCCAAAAAUAAAACAUUGCUUCUAAUAAACUUUCAAAUGAGGUGUUUUUUGGAGACUGGAAAAGUUGCCAAGAAUAUUUAGAUGAAAAACUAGCAUGCUGGCUGAAGCAGGAUUUUACAAAUGCCUUUAAAAUCCACAGCUCAGGCUGAAGGUAAGGUCACGGGCUAGCACACAGCCUUUUCUCCCAGAAAACCUGUAAUAGCUUUUCUUUUUAAAAAUCGAACAGGGUUGCCAGUCCAGGUGGAGGCAAAAUUGCAAGGAGCCUCAGACGUGGCCAAUGGUGUGUCCUUAGGACAAACUAAGGCAGCAAAAAUACAACAUGAUGUGAAAACUUCCUGGUGAGAACAGUGCAGGAAAUUACUGAGCAAUUUGACGCAGUGUCCUAGCAUUAGAUUUAUUAUCCACUUCCAAAUCAUCUGCCAAAAAUCCUUACAAUCGGAAGACAGGAAAGAACAUAUUAUAAAAAGAUGUGGAAAAUGAGCAGUUUUGGUACGGGAGUUUUCGCGCUAUAUGUAAGUUUUCGAUACAUACAAUGUUUGGGUUUGGUCUCAACGUUGAGGUCAACGGUACUUAAACCAAAUGUUAUCCCAGCACCUACGUGUAGGAAGUGAUGAUAUAUGCCAGUCUUGCAAGAUCAGGCUUGAAUACGGUCCUGCAAGAUGCUCCUUUGCCCAGCAUAAUGCUCAACGAUGGCUUUUAAUCCUGCAAGACUCCACCAUCGUUUAUGAUAAAGCCGUGGUGUGCCAGCGGGCACACUUCUCCCCCGUAGCGCUUGCUCUCCUUCGCUGAUGGACUUGUUCCUCGCCUGGGUGGCAGGGUCGUAGCAACGUACACGCACUUGUGUGCUUUCCCCAGACCUCGCUGGCUUUGGCAACAAGACUGGAUAUGUAUCAUUUCAGCAGUUUUCUUAUUAUCUGGAUUGUGGACUGAGAUGGUUAUGUUUCCCCACCGUACACCUGCAGAAAUCGCAAGCCCAGCUCGCUGCGGGGCACCACCAGUCUCGCGCUGCCCUUCCCCAGCUCCCACAUCUUUUCCAGGCUCCAUUCUUUCUGGUUGUAUGUCUGCAAAGGUGGAUCUACAUCUAUAGCCCCUGGAUGCGCAACCUUGCUUUUUGCUUGUUUAAAUACAGGUCUUUGUGGCAGUAGUGGAAAUAAGCGACCUGGGUUUGUAACUCUUUUUUUUUCCCCUGAGGUAUCAGUGUUAUCUGCUUCUGAAAAACCGUCUCCCUAGUGCUUGCUCUCUGAUUAGGAAAAUGUCUGCAGCUGUAUCUGAAGCAUACCCAACAUACCCUGCCAACUCCAGCAAGUCAAUACUUUUGUUUUAAAAAGAGCUUUCUCCACAUAAAAGAUUCGUACCCAUCUCAGACGCACCAGAUGCUGGAUCUUGCCUUGUACAACACUUGGGAGAGUUGACGGCGAUGCCUGUGGGGCCGGGGGAGCCGCUUAGGCUAUUCAGUGACCUUUUUUUUGGAGUGCCUACUGAAACAUAGUGAGAAUUGAAGGUCUGGUUUCCCCUUUGUCCUUUGCCACUUCUGUUUUGGGAGGAAACACCCUGUUUUUGCAAGCGCUGAGCUGCUCAGAUAAGGGGACGAAGGGCACUGCUGGAGCAUGUCCCAGCUUGCAAGGAGCCGCUUCCAGCCCAGGGUGAGGACUGGGACCAACACAGACCUUAGCGGGGAGAUUUUCUGCACCCUGUUUCCAGUGAGCAGAGUCGUUGCUUUUGCAGCACGAGUAUAAAGGUAGGGUUGGGCUUGCAGCUCGAUGCAAGGGAACAAAAAAGCAGAUGUCAGCAGCUGGAAGAGGUGAUGGGGCAGUCGGUGGGAAGCGCGUGUUUAAAGAGAGAAAGGGAAAGUGCCUGACGUCCAUCGGGAUGAAUCCUCCUUUUCCAGUCUCUUUCCAGGAGCGUGCUGAUCCAAAGUCCUUCUCCGGAGCAUUUUCCUUCAUGAAAAUGAAGACGGGACGUUAGGAAUGUCAGUGUUUACUAGACCACCUUCAUUGUCUUGUUCUUGCAUUAAUUGUCCUUUGACUGGUAGGGUGGUUAAGAGAAAAAAAAACAGCUUAAUGCAUAGUCAGAAAGCUAAAAAAAAAAAGCAAACCACAAAUAAAUAGGUAAAUAGGCUAACUGUAUGAUAGCGUGUAAAAGGAGGCAGUCUGUGGUGCGACUCCUCUGUAAAGUGCAUGAUAAGCAUUGGCGAAGCUUGUUGCAGACACUGGGCAGGCUUUCCAGGGUUGCUUUUGCUAGACUUUGAGUAUCAUAGUUGCAAAGACUCGUAAAUGUUCCGAGAGACUCUUGGUUUUGGGGUGGUUUUUUUUUCGUAAGCUGUGACCACUUGCUUUCUGAAUGGGUUUGUAGUGAUGGAGUUAAUGGAGCUGUUCUUUAUCGUAACCUAAAAGGUGUCAGUCGUUUGCUCGUAUGUGUCCACAAGCUGAGCCGUAGCAUUAUGCAUCUCUCCGCAAUGGUGUGAUUUGAAGCACUUUUGGUGUGGCAUGUGCAGUUGCAGUGCUGUCUGUUUUUAAUUUCACCCCUAGCUAUCCCCCGCAUUUUAGCUGUGUUUUGGACACUGAACCAAACCGACUUUGAAACUAGCACUUUAAGUACUAGUAGUCACUUUGCUUCUGACUAUAUUGAGCACUGCACUUUUGUAAGUACUAUUAGCACUGAGUUUUGAACUGUUUAUUUUCCCCAGUCUAUUUAGCCUCUUAGGCGCGGUGUUAAUUACUUAGGGGCCAUCAGAAGAUAAUUUUGAGGUGUACGUGACCACUGUCUGGUGCCUGACUUCCAUUACAUAUGCAUUAGCGAUUUUAUAAAUUAGGGAACUAAACCCAUCCAAGCUUAUUUGACACAACAGGACGAACAUCUAAAUCCCUGACGUCCAGGCAGACGUGGUUGUUGUAAACUUUGAGGUCAUCCGGAGACCCAAGCGCAUGGCUUUUAAAAACACCAAAGAUACAGGAGAAGUCUCAAAAGGGAUCGGGAUGGUGCAAGAAUGUCUAAUUUACACUUGGAAUUGAGCGGACCGCAGGACGCAAAGCAGACCCGGAGUGAGAAGCGUAGGGCAAGACACUCUUGGUUUUGGUACGAGACCCCGGUCUGCAUUAGCAGGGUGAGUCCAUGGGACAGCGAAGUUAAAACCAGUCUAAGAUGCUGGUAUCAAUAAAGACUGCGCUCAAGCCAUUGCAAUAAAAGCCAUCAUUGUGCCUGUACUGAAAGUGCUGUUGAGAUUGAUUGUGGGCUUAAACUACAAAAGGUAUUUUUAAGUCAAAAACCUUACAGAUAAUUUAGAAAAUGGAGCAUAAUAACCGUGGGGUUUGCAGUUGAAUUUGAAAAGCGGUGUUAGGAGUUGAUCACGUCUCGUGUUAGGAGGCAGUUCAGAUGUGCAUCGCUAUUCCUGUUAAAUUCCUGUGGUAUUUCAGUAUGGAUGGUCAGGGACCAGAACUCCCUUCCAGCAAGAAAUCAGUAGGGUAGAGUUUGUAGUAAACAUAGUCAUAAAUCUCUCGGAUUUGAAAUGGGCUGAUGAUCCCUGGGAUGCAGAAUAAUCUGGGUUUUGAUGUCCCAAACCAUCCACUCUCAACCAACUGAUGGUGUUUUGCUUCUUUAAAAGCCCUCGUGGGUUUUCCAUAGCAGCAAAUAAAUCACGGUGCUCGCGAGAGUGCUGCGUUUCCUUCACGCUGGGGUACCCGCACUUGGGACUCCUGCUCAUCCUUGUUGACGAGCCAAUAGUUGAUCCAAGUCCUUCUCUGGCGAUACUCCUUGACGGGAGUUUCUCCCCGGCGAUACUUGAUGGAUAAACCCCGCCGUUACAGCAUGAUCAGUUUGAAUGGAGAGAAGCGAAUUAGGUCUUCUCCUUCACUGCUAGCAAGCUGACAUGAUGAAAAUAACCUUCAGCAACAAAAAAAAUAGGUGUAUUGGGUUUGCUUGUUGCAGCAGAUGGAAGUAUUUUUCUUGACCAGCUCCGCUUUUGGUGGCUGUUUUUGCUUGGGUUCAAUUCAAGCUUCCUUCUUCGAUAGACCUUCAUGGGUUUGGGUAUUCAGUGGGAGUCGAAGGUGGUUAAAAAACACAAACCUCGAGCAGCCCAAAGUAUUAUGCUCUUAUGUCCUCUAUUGUUGGAUUUAAAAAUGGAAAUGUAAAUAGAAUCCAGAUUUUUCUUUUUUUUUUUUUUUCUUUCUCCCCCCAGCCAAAUUGACCCUGCAAACCUAGCUUUAAAGAAAUACCGCCUGGUGAUGUUGCUGCUAUAUCUGAGCCCCUCAAAACGAUAGCAGCAGAGGGGACGGUCUCUUCAGAAAGUACCUCGGUGACUCAGAGUUUACAUCCCGCUCACCGUCACGAGGGCAUAGGCGAGCCCUUUGGAAAAUUCAAUCCCCCAGCGAGCUCACUUGAGUUUUUGGAAAUUAAGCUUGCAAGAAAGGGGGACGUGGAGCAGGUCUUUUGUUUGUUUGUUUGUUUUCCCCCACAGGUGUAGUUUUUUGCCCCUUGGAGUUGGCAUCUCAUCCUUCGGGAAGGUAAAAGUAAGCGUUUUCUCCUGCGUGGCACACGUGAGCCCCGAAUGCAAAGCCUAGCACAGCACCUCUCGCUUUGGAAGCACCUUUUAGGCGGAAAAAAGCUCUUGUAGGGAUUUUUUAGUUCUUUGGGCUUCAAGAUGGCUCAUGGGAAGCGCAUUGUAACGACACACAGGCAAUGUUUUACCGACCUUUUCUUUUUCUCCAAGAGAGACUUUUUAAUUCGCUUCAACAGUUUAGAGUUUGUUUCCUUCAAAGGCUUUUUGGACCCAUGCAAAUGCCCUUGAAAUGAGUCAAGUUUAUCAAAACAAAUUGUGCAUUGCAGGAAGCAGUCUCAAAAUGCACACACACCCAUGCACCUAUCCACGUGUACGUGCAUGUGUGUAUGUGUGUGUUUACAUAGAGAUAGAUAUAUUAUUUCCCCAACCGUUCCUUUUUUUUUUGGGUUGGUUUGUUUUUUGGGUUUGUUUUCCCCCGUCCCCCAAGAUAUUAACCAAAAGGUGUUUUGAAGUCAUGGCAUGAAAACUCCUAAAUGUAAAUCUGAGUACCUUGUGAUGCUAAUUAACAGUUUUUUCUGAAACUUUAUGUGAUGCUUACUAUUUUUCUUAGGAAGUUUUGUUUAAUGUUAGAUCAUUGUUCUGGAGGAUGUUGGUCCUACUGGCAUUAAACUAAUGGAAAUAAAAUGCAUGUGUUACAAGUGUAGAAACGGUGAAGAAUUAAGUGUGAACUUACUGUACGAUACCGAUUCUGUUUUCAAACAAUCUGUUUUGCUGUUCAGUAGUUGACAUAUGGAAAUGCCAAUGUACUGUAAUUUAGCACUUUUCUAAUGGACCCUGUUCUCACUACGCCCGAGGGAAGAAGUGGGUUUGGCGUGGGGCCGUCCGAACUCAACCUCUGAACCUUUUCUGCGUGUUUCGGCACCAGAAUUGGCCAGGGGGAAACUCCAAUUUGAGGUUUUCUCAUCGGUUCGGUGGCCGGUGUGGGGCGGAGGGGCGGUGGCUCUCCAUUUCCCUGGCCAAAUCAGGACAAUCUGGGUGAAGACCUCGCUGCGGGCAGAUGGACUGGCAGCAUCCCGGUCCACCAGCACAUCCCCGCGGGAGCCAGGCUGGGGAUGGGCUGUCUGAGCUGGGGUGGGACAGACAUGCGUCUGAAAAGCAGCUGAAGCAAUCCGCAGACCCUGAAACGAAAAGGCAGAAGGGUUAAACUACCAGCCACCUCCCUCCAGCCCAAAGCCUCCUUUCCUAGUGUUAACAGGGUGCAAAGUGUUACUUGUCAUGUACUGUACUGAAAGGGUUAAUUGAUCAGUGACUGUAUUGUACUGUAUGAAAACUCAUGAAUUGCCUUGUAUUGUUUCUAAUGGACUGUACCAUGUCCCCCCACCGCCCAUUCCCAACCUGUCCCCAGGUUUUCCAAAUGACGCAUGUUAUCAGUUAGGUCCUCCAAACUCUCUGGUGCUAACUCUUCUGUAUCCGAUGGUGCUUCUGCGGAUGCUAACUGACGACAUGCCGAUCCAGAGCUUGAAGUUCACAACGUCUUUAUUGUCUGUUUGUAUGAAGUCGACACACACACGCACGCUCACGAAAGAAAAAAAAAAGAUAAACUUGAAUUUGUUUCAAAGCAUCAUUGACAAUCUAAUGUUUUCUAUGUCUGCUUUUAUUUGGGAUGGCUUUUCUAGAAAGCAGCGCGCCAGCACCUUCGCACCAGGAGGGGAUUUCGUCCCGUUCACGCCGCGGCAGCUCCUCCGGCAUCCGAGGUGAGCUGCUCCCUCGCUGGCUUUUCAGGCUCGGCCGCGGGAAGUCGAUCCAUCAGGAGCCAGCGAGGAAGAGGAGGUGCAGGUGCCUUCAAAGAUGCCUGACCCUAAAAAGCAGCCGGCAUCCCCGUGACCGCCCCAUCUGUACGUAGGUGGUAGGUGGGCACCGAGGGUCUCGGAGGGGAGGAACCUGCCCCUUGCUUUGUGGCAAGAAUUGGCUUUUUAUGAGAAUGGAGGCAGAAAAUUGAGUCAAGGGGAGCCGGAGCUCCCAAAGGCACCUUCAUCUCUUUCCGGCAUCGCUCAUCUCCACUGGCAGAGGAGCCGCCUUCCGAGCGUGGGGUUUUGCAGGUGACACACACCUCGGAUGGCGUGAACUGACCCAUCCCCUCCCAAACCUCCCCGUCCCCGACGCGAGCUGCUUUUUGGACAAAAUAAAAUCUGACUAUAUUUUAUAUCGAUUUGAAAACAAAGUCUGAUAUUUACCCCUGUUCUCAACGGAAUUUGCAUAUUGUUGUUUGCCACGAUACUUGUUCUGUCUUAAAAUAAAUUUGCUUACUUGUGUAGUCUUAA